Messenger RNA from Cryptomeria japonica (Japanese cedar), 2295 nucleotides. RefSeq lists its product as uncharacterized. The transcript has 6 exons. Lineage: Eukaryota; Viridiplantae; Streptophyta; Pinopsida; Cupressales; Cupressaceae. Bases 620 to 2008 code for a protein of 462 amino acids. The record is from RefSeq and is a predicted model, not a curated record.
CUAGAAGAAAAGAUCGUGACCGUUAAUCGUCCGUCUCACGAUGUUAUCUCUUUAUCGGAACCCUCCUGUAUGCAGUGAGGAAGAAGACCACAGCAACGGCGGCGGCGCUUUAAGGAUAGUCAAGUUUGUCUCUAGUAAUACCGGUGAAGUUGUGUUUGUUUAGGGGAAGAGGAUGUUGAUAGUUAAAAAGAAAUGUUGUGAAGCAUUUAACCCGGGUUCUAUCUUUUUGAUGAAAGAAACUUUUGGUAAUGUAGAUAGGAUGAAGCUAGAAGAGAAAAGGCUAAGGAUAUGCAGGGUUUUGAUGGAAUUUUUUCUUCUAAAAUUAGAAAAAUGAUUAGCUGGUUAAAUGGAAAGAAGCCAAUGGAUUGAAGGUGUUAUAUUUGGGAUCUCAACCUUAUUUACGUAUAUGUGGCAAAUAUACGCUAGGUUGCAUCAGCAAGGCAUUUCAGCUUGCAUCCAAUGUGGUAUCAAAUGUGCCAUGAGUGAAGUUUGUGUACAAGUCAGAGUGGAUCAAUAUAAUUUUUUCAAAGAGAUGCACUUCAGAUAUUAUUUACCAGAGACUUCGAGAUGAGACACGAAGAAAUUCAAGGAAGGAUUUACAAACUAGUGAAGUGCAACAAUGGCACCUCUUAUCAUACAGGCAGUAAACAAUAUGGGGAAAGGAAGGAACAGGAAGAGAUCUAAGAGCGAUCAGCAAACACCUGGGAGUGUUGAAAAAAGUACAGUAACCCCCAACACAGGUGGUUCGAAAGCAAAAAAUGAACCGGUAACCCCCAAGCCUGAGGCUAAGGUUGCAGCCGAGACUCCUGCAGCAAAAAAUGUGAGUCAAAAUAACAAAAAAAAUGCUCCUCAGCAAGGAAAGAAAGAAGAAGACAGUGGUAAGGAUAAGCUAGCUGGGCUGAUUUUUAUGUGCAACUCUAAAACCAAGCAGGAUUGUUUUCGAUAUCGUGUCUUCGGCUUGCCUCCAAGUAAGAAAGAUCUUGUGGAAAAGGUUAAGCCAGGGAUGAAACUAUUUUUGUUUGAUUUUGAUCUGAGAAUGAUGUAUGGUAUAUACAAGGCUUCAUCUACUGGAGCUAUGAACUUGGAGCCAGAUGCUUUUAGAGGGUUCAAAUUUCCUGCUCAGGUUCGCUUUCGUAUUCAUAAAGACUGCUUACCAUUGGGUGAAGAUAUUUUCAAGAAAGCAAUCAAAGAUAACUACAAUGAGAAGAACAAAUUUAAGUUUGAGCUUAAUCCUCAACAGGUGAAGAAGCUCACUGAGUUAUUCCGACCUGUAAGAAUUGACGCUCGUGCGCCAGUUGAACAUCCAAUCCAAAUGGAUCCAAGACCAGUAAGACCACCUCCACCUUUACUACCUGAGUAUGGAUAUAUUGGUGGUGAUGUAAGGGAAGAACUGCGAAGAGAUGAAAUUCUGAGGGAAGAGUUACGAAGAGAAGAAUUGCGGAGGGAAGAAUUGCGAAGAGAGGAUUUCAGGAGGGAAGAAAUAAGGAGAGAGGAAAUUAGGAGGGAGGAGAUGAUGUUGAUGGAAAGGGAAAGGGAGUUACUACGCUAUCGGGAGGAAGCUGCCAGGAGAACGGUACAUGCUGAUCAUAAUCCUCAGGCUCCACUAUCUGCAUAUGGGCUUGAUCCAGUUAUUUCUGAAAGGGACCUGUAUAGGUAUGGUGGUGGCAGAGAUCUGGCUCCUCUCACGGCAUCUGAUCCAUAUUCGGGUCUACAGGCUAUAGAUUCAUAUGCUUCUGCUUUUCAGAAACAACUCCCAGUAGAUCAACUCUCGGCUGGUGUUGGUUUACCUGAGUACAGAAACAGGUUAGACCCGAAUAUUGAUUCUGUUUAUCGGCAGGGGCUGGAUUUCGACUAUCGAAAGAGAUUGGCUGAUGUUCCUGCUGAAAGCUAUUAUGCUGACCCUCUGUUACAGAGGGAUGCACUACGUCGGGCAGACAUAGGGGCAUCUGUUUCUGGAGUUGCCUCAUAUCCUGGAGCUCUUGGUGGUUCUUCAUCACUGUACCGGUAGACUCAAGAGCUUGAACAUUCUGGGUUGAAUUUAUAUUUUGUUUUCUUAGUAACAUAGAAGCAUUAGAAACAGUCGGGUCUGUUCUAAUUCGCAUAAAAAUGUUAUUUUGUUUGAGUUCUACUACCACGGAUUUCUAAGAUGUUGCAUGCGGUAGUUGAUUUGCAUCUUCCGUGGGAUCUCCGUCCGUCUGGUGAAUUUUUAUGAAACUGCCUAAAUUUAAACGUUCCGGAUUUUACCUGGUUAUAAAUUUUUCUUGAAGGUAAACUAAAUUUAUGAUUUUCAGAGUA